This is a messenger RNA of Sinocyclocheilus grahami, 535 nucleotides long. RefSeq names its product nucleoside diphosphate-linked moiety X motif 8-like. The transcript has 4 exons. The coding region runs from base 1 to 444 and encodes 147 amino acids. Lineage: Eukaryota; Metazoa; Chordata; Actinopteri; Cypriniformes; Cyprinidae. The record is from RefSeq and is a predicted model, not a curated record. Gene Ontology annotation, molecular function: coenzyme A diphosphatase activity.
AUGUCAGGUAUGCAUCACUUUCGCGGGGGAAAGAAAGACCGGUCUGUCAGAACUGUUGUAGACACGGCUCUCAGAGAAGCUUGUGAGGAGCUGGGAAUCCACAUCACUGAAGAUAAAGUGUGGGGUGUGCUGAAACCCCUGCAUGAUAUGUCUGGAAUGAUGAUUGCGCCUGUAAUAGCCAAUCUCGGACCAUUGGAGGCGCUCUCUUUUCGACCUAAUCCGAGUGAGGUGGAAGAGAUUUUUACCCUGACGUUUGAGCAUCUAUGUCAACCCCAAAACAGAGGCUACACACACUUCCGCACUGGAGACCGUUAUGGGUACACACUCCCGGUGUUUCACAGCCCUAAGCAUCGAGUCUGGGGUCUUACAGCAGUGGCUCUGGAUCACACGCUUAAAAUUAUUAUGCCACCAAAGCAGCUGUUGGACCACAGCGUGGUUCAGUAGCACCUUCAGCAGACAGACUGCUUGUAAAUCAUAGUGGUCCAUAUAAAACUUCAUUUUCAGUUUCCAAAAGAUGUUUGUGGUUCAAUAUGAC